AUGCCUGAUGCCAAACCAGCGCCCAAGAAGGGCUCCAAGAAAGCCGUUACCAAGACCGCCGGCAAAGGCGGUAAGAAGAGGAGAAAGAGCAGGAAGGAAAGCUAUGCCAUCUACGUGUACAAGGUGCUGAAGCAGGUGCACCCCGACACCGGCAUCUCCUCCAAGGCCAUGAGCAUCAUGAACUCCUUCGUCAAUGACAUCUUCGAGCGCAUUGGCGGAGAGGCCUCCCGCCUGGCGCACUACAACAAGCGCUCCACCAUUACCUCCAGGGAGAUCCAGACCGCAGUGCGUCUGCUGCUGCCCGGAGAGCUGGCCAAGCACGCCGUGUCUGAGGGCACCAAGGCCGUGACCAAGUACACUAGUUCCAAGUAA
Molecule: messenger RNA, 372 nt
Organism: Knipowitschia caucasica
Lineage: Eukaryota; Metazoa; Chordata; Actinopteri; Gobiiformes; Gobiidae
Source: the annotation of a GenBank genome assembly